Messenger RNA from Pollicipes pollicipes, 1581 nucleotides. RefSeq lists its product as uncharacterized. The record is from RefSeq and is a predicted model, not a curated record. Gene Ontology annotation, cellular component: membrane. Lineage: Eukaryota; Metazoa; Arthropoda; Thecostraca; Pollicipedomorpha; Pollicipedidae. The transcript is spliced from 5 exons. Bases 193 to 1098 code for a protein of 301 amino acids.
UAUUGCGUGGUCCGAGGGCUCACCUGCGUGACACAAAGUACAUCAGGAAAUUAAUACUGUGAGAACGGCAUCCGCGCCGAUACAGCUGGUCAAGCCUGCAGCCUCCCCGUAAGGGCAGCCCACUCGUCGCUCCCGAUUGACGUAGCUGUCUGGCGUUCCGUGUGGCGGCGCCACCGGUGCCGGAGCAGCUCGAUGACGAUGUACGACGGUGGCUCGGCGCUCUACUCUGUCAGCCCCGGCGGCGGCGGCUGCUGUUCGGGUUUGUGUCGCGUGGCCCUCAUGUUCAUCACCGUGUUGAGCAUGACCUUCACCAUCGGCACGCUCAUCAUCGCCGGCUCGGCGCUCUACAACAUCUACAACGAGCCGGCGCUGUACGCGGUGGACCGGCAGGGGCUGAUCCAGCUGUGGAUCCUGGUGGCGGGCGGCGCAAUCGGCGUCUUCACCAACAUCUGCGGCUUCACCGGCGCUCUGCUCCGCGUCAGGUGUCUGCUGCUGGGGUACGCCCUGGUGACGGGCCUGGCGGUGGGUGCCCACCUGGUGGUGGUGUACAUGCAGCGCUCCGCCGGCGACCGGCGCCACAUCGGCCGCCUCAACAUCACCGACGACCCGCACAGCGUCUGGACCGUCGAGAUGAACGCCUACGCGGCCGAGCAGGUGCUGAAGCGCGUUCGGACGGUGCCGAACAACUCGACUGUCGCCACGAAUAACAUCAACAACACCAUCAACAACUUACGCGUCAAGCUCGCUCCGGACGCCAAGUCCGUCAAACAGACGGCGCUCAGCACUGUCAACACCAUCCAGUCGUUCCUGAAGUGCUGCGGUAAAAGCUCCGUGGAGGAUUACAUCCAGGAAAACGUGACCAUCCCCGAGUCAUGCUGCAAAUCCAGCGCAGCGUGCAAUGCCACUCUGCGGCAGGAACCACGACUGAACUUGAAAGUCGUCCGCGAGAUGUCGCACCCGCAGGGCUGCGGACCCUUCCUGCACGCGGCGCACGCUUUCGUCGUGACCGUGAUCACGUGGGUCAGCUACGUGGUGGCUGGCUCGCAGCUGUGCGGCGCCGUCAUCGCCAUGACGCUGGCCUUGUUCUGCAUGAAGUAGCGCCGGGCGCAGCGGUGGCCGGCAGACGCCAGCCGUGCGGCAGUAGCCGCUGCCGGUCGAGGAAGCCGUGCGGCGGUAGCCGGCGCCAGUCGUGGAAGCCGUGCGGCGGUAGCCGGCGCCGGUCGUGGAAGCCGUGCGGCGGUAGCCGGCGCCGGUCGUGGAAGCCGUGCGGCGGUAGCCGGCGCCGGUCGUGGAAGCCGUGCGGCGGUAGCCGGCGCCGGUCCUAGAAGCCGUGCGGACCAACUCGGCGGUGGCCGUAUGCGGGCAGGGUUUGGACACUGCUGCUGCUGUUGCUGCUAGAGCCAGCGAGGUUCCCGUUUGGCCUACACCUUACCUGAGCAGUACGUCUAAAUAAAUGAUGGAAAAUUGUGCCAAGCUAUCGUCUCAAUCACAUUUAAAGGGGUCCUCGUGUUAGGGUGACCACCUCUUAGCUGUUGCCAUUUAAGCCGAACAAAUAGGCAAUACAAAUCGAUCGUACUCACA